ACACUGCAACGGGAUAUGCUGCAGGCCGAGAAGGACGAGGUGUCCGAGGCGCUGACCAAGGCUGAGGCUGGCCGCAUGGAGCUCGAGCCCUCCAUGACCAAGCUGAGGGCAGAGGGCUCCCUGCGGGACUCCCUGUCCAAGCUGAGCGCCCUCAACGAGAGCCUUGCUCAGGACAAGUUGGAUCUGAACCGCCUUGUCGCCCAGCUGGAGGAAGAAAAGGCCACCCUGCAGGGCCGGCAGUGGCAGGUGGAGCAGGAGGCCACAGUGGCAUGGGAAGAGCAGGAGCAGCUGGAGGAGCUCCAUCGGGAGUUGGUGGGCCUGCGGCAGCAAAUAAUAACUACACAGGAGAAAGCCAGUCUAGACAAGGAGCUGAUGGCCCAGAAGCUGGUACAGGCUGAGCGGGCCCAGGCCUCUCUGCGGGAGCAGCAGGCAGCCCACGAGGAGGACUUGCAGUGACUCCAGAGUGAAAAGGAGGCAGCAUGGCAGGAGCUGGAGGCCAAGCGGGCUCAGCUGCAGAGUGAGCUGCAGUGUGAGCAGGAGGAGCUGCUGGUCCGGCUGGAGGCUGAGAAGGAAGAGCUGAGUGAGGAGAUUGCUGCCCUGCAGCAGGAGCGCGAUGAGGGCCUCCUCCUGGCCAACGGCAAGAAGCAGCAGGCCUUGUCUCUGAAGGAGUCUGAGAAGACGGCGCUGUCAGAGAAGUUGAUGGGUACACGGCACAGCCUGGCCACCAUCUCCCUGGAGAUGGAGAGGCAGAAACGAGAUGCCCAGAGCCGGCAGGAGCAGGACCAGAGCACCGUGAAUUCUCUGACAUCCGAGAUGUGGGACCUAAGGGCCCAGCUGGAGGAGGCUGCUGUGGCCCACACCCAGGAGGUGAGGAGGCUGCAAGAGCAGGUCUGAGACCUGGGCAAGCAGCGGGACUCCUCUCUUUGUGAGGAAGAAGAGCUUUGGACCCAGCUGCGUCUCCUGGAGGAUGCCCAUGACGGGCUGCGGCGGGAGCUGCUGGAGGCCCAGUGCAAGCUGCCUGAGAGCCAGGAGGGCCGGGAGGUGCAGCACCAGGAGGCAGGCGAGCUGCGGCACAGCCUGGGCGAUGGCACCAAGGAGCCCAAGGCCCUGCAGUGCUCCAAUGAGGAGCUUUGGGCCGCUGUGAAGAAGGCAGAGAGCGAGCGCAUCAGCCUGAAGCUUGCCAAUGAGAACAAGGAGCAGAAGCUGGUACUCCUAGAGGAGGCACGGACAGCUGUGGGCAAGGAGGCCGGGGAGCUGCGAACUGGGCUGGAGGAGGUGGAGCACUCAUGGCUGGAGGCUCGGCGGGAGCUGCAGGAGCUCCGGCAUCAGAUGAAGAUGUUGGACAGUGAGAACACCAGACUGGGCCGGGAGCUGGCGGAGCUGCAGGGCCACCUGGCGCUGGGCGAGCAGGCAGAGAAGGAGAGCAGGUGGGAGACCCUGGUCCUCCAGCAGGUGCUGAUGAAGGGUGAGGCCAGCCUGGAGGUGAUGUGGCAGGAGGUGACUGAGCAGGCGGGUGGGCUGGUGCAUCUUUCCUCCCCCCAGCAGGAAGCAGGUGGGCACCCCAAUGCUGGGACCAUUCUGAAAGGCCACUCCCUAGGGCUUGCUCCUUCCCCCGCAGGGAUGACAGUGAGUGAGAUGUAUGUGGGAGUAAGUGAGAUGCAUGGGAGGCCCAUGGCUCCUGCAUCACUGAGCAAGUCUUCUCUUCUAGGAAGUGGGGAAGGGCUCAGCAGCCUCAGCACCUUAGAAUGCAGCCCUGGGUCUCAGCCACCAUCUCCAGGACCUGCCACCUCCCCGGCUCAUCCAGAGCUGGACCCGGAGGCAGUUCGUGGGGCCCUCCGGGAAUUCGUGCAGGAGCUAGGGAGUGCCCAGAGAGAACGGGAUAAACUUCGGACCCAGACCAGUGCCCUGAAUCGCCAGCUGGCCAAGAUGGAGGCUGAGAGGGACAGCGCAACCUCGAGGGUCAGGCAGCUGCAGAAGGCAGUGGCUGAGAGUGAGGAAGCCAGGUGCAGUGUGGAUGGGCGGCUGAGCGGGGUCAAGGCAGAGCUGGCGCUGCAGGAGGAGAUUGUGCAGCACAGUGAUCGGGGGCACCGGGCCACACUGGACCAGGUGGCCACACUGGAGAGGAGCUUUCAGGCCACCGAGAGCGAGCUCCAGGCCAGCCAGGAGAAGAUCAGCAAGAUGAAGGCCAGUGAAACAAAGCUGGAGGGCGACAAGCGGCGCCUGAAGGAACUCCCGGACGCCUCCGAGAGCCGCACCGUCAAGCUGGAGCUGCAGCGGCGCUCGCUUGUGGGGGAGCUGCAGAGCAGCCACCUGGGCCUGAGUGACCUCGAGGCCCAAGCCCAGGCCCUCCAGGAUCCGGUGGAUUCCCUGCAGAGACAGGUGGCCGACAGCGAGGUGAAGGCAGGGACCCUGCAGCUGACUGUGGAGUGGCUGAACGGGGCUCUGGCCAAGGUGGAGGAAAGCGAGGGGGCCCUGUGGGACAAGGUGUGGGGCCUCACAGAGGCCCUGGCCCAGAGCAGUGCCAGCCUCAACAGCACUCAGGACAAAAACCUGCAUCUACAGAAGGCUCUGACCGCCUGUGAACAUGACCACCAAGUACUCCCAGAAUGGCUGGAUGCUGCCCGGCAGGCAUUAUCUGAGGCAUGGAAGCAGAGCAGCUCCCUGGGCGAGCAGCUGCAGAAGUUGCAAGGAGAGGUGGCUGACCUGCAGCUGCAGCGGAUGGAGGCAGAGGGCCAGCUACAACAGCUACAGGAGAUGAGGGCCAGGCGGCAGGAGGGUGAGGCUGCAGCCCUGCACACGGUCCAGAAGCUGCAGGACGAGCGGCGGCUGCUGCAGGAGCGCCUGGGCAGCCUGCAGCGUGCCCUGGCUCAGCUGGAAGCCAAGAAGCGGGAGGUGGAGUGCUCAGCCCUGCGGCUGGAGAAGGACCGUGUAGCCCUCAGGAGGACGCUGGACAAGGUAGAGCAGGAGAAGCUUCGUAGCCGUGAGGACACAGUGCUGCUGAGCACAGAGAAGGGCCGCCUGGACCGCACCCUCACGGGGGCUGAGCUGGAGCUGGCAGAGGUGCAGAGGCAGAUCCAGCAGCUGGAGGCACAGGUGGUGGUGCUGGAGCAGAGCCAUAGCCAAGCCCAGCUGGAGGUGGAUGCACAGCAGCAGCAGCUGGAGCUGCAGCAGGAGGUGGAGCGGUUGUGCAGUGCCCAGGCACAGACUGAGUGCACUUUGGAGGUUUGGGAGCAGGCACACCGCCAGAGGGUGCAUGGGCUGGAGGAGCAGGUGUGCAGGCCCCCUUGGAAGGCUGGGCCAGGAUGGAUGUGUGGGGCUGGAGGAAGAGGAGAGACCCAGGCAAGACCUCGUGGGUGUAGGCAGUUGAUGGCUCCGAUAACCAAAAAGGGUGGGGUUGGCUCUGCGCUGGUGUCAGCCAAGACCAGACCAGGAGUCACGGGAUGCUCCUGGGCCCCAGGCCUUCCUGCCAUGGCCCUGCUCCCCCUUGCUCCAUGCUCAGGGGCAGCCACACCAGGCCGCACACAGAGACACACAGAUGCACAAAACAUGCCAUAA
Messenger RNA from Pongo pygmaeus (Bornean orangutan), 3555 nucleotides. Its product is annotated as rootletin-like. NCBI's taxonomy places the organism in Eukaryota, Metazoa, Chordata, Mammalia, Primates, Hominidae. Gene Ontology annotation, biological process: centrosome cycle. Gene Ontology annotation, cellular component: centriole; centrosome. The record is from RefSeq and is a predicted model, not a curated record.